AUGUCCUUACCUAUUGCUGUUGUAGAUAAGAAUAAAGAAGUUAACUAUUCUAAAGUGAAUGAAAAUGAUUUGGUGUACUAAAUAAUAAAAGAAAUUCAUGGUGGAGAUAAUGAUAUUUUGGUUGUUAGUGAUAAUGUAGUCUGUUAUUUUGAUGAAAGUUUUUCCUAAUUUAAGAAAAGAAUUUAGAAAGAUGAAGUCCUUUUAUUUAUUGUGAAAUCUCUUUCAUAAAUUUAAAAUUAGUUAAUCGACAUACAAAAGGAAAAUUAUGAAUACAAAAAAGCUUAUAAACUUUUAUAAGAUAAUUUUAGGGAUUAAUUGAUUAAAGACUCUUAAAUCCAAUAGAAAAAACUAGAAUUUUAAAUAAUCUCAACUGAUGGUAAUUUAACUACAUUUAACUCCACAAUAUUUGAGUAACGAUUCAAUAACUAAACAAUUGAAAAAUUAUUAGGAGAAGUAACAAAAAUAAAACGAAUAACAAGUAUUUCAUCAUCCAAACUUUGUUAAUCAGAAAUUUAUUUUGAUAAUGAAAUUACCUCUUAAGUAAUUUCUUAGAUAGAUAGUUGCUAUUUUUGUAAUAAUGCAAUUAAUUAAAACAGAAUAUAGCUAACAUGUUUCCAUAACUUUCAUGAAGAAUGUUUAGUAUCAAUAUUCUUUGGUUAAUUAGAAAAUUAAUGUAAUACUUCUUUAAGUUGUUUAUGUAAUAUAACUCUGUAAGCCCAGAUUAUAUUGCUUAUUCAAGACAAGAAUAGUUAAAUAUUAUUAAGACAUAAAUUAUUACAAAAUCAAUUGAAUAAACUUGUUAAAGAUUAUAAACUUGAAAAAUGUUAGAAACUAUAUUGUUACUACUAUUUUAAAAGGAACAAUUAAUUAGAAAUUUAAAAUAAUUUCUGUCCAUUAUGUUUGUGUUGA
Molecule: messenger RNA, 909 nt
Organism: Paramecium pentaurelia
Lineage: Eukaryota; Ciliophora; Oligohymenophorea; Peniculida; Parameciidae
Source: the annotation of a GenBank genome assembly